Molecule: messenger RNA, 696 nt
Organism: Pestalotiopsis fici W106-1
Lineage: Eukaryota; Fungi; Ascomycota; Sordariomycetes; Amphisphaeriales; Sporocadaceae
Exons: 2
Coding region: 1-696 (231 amino acids)
Source: RefSeq, a predicted model, not a curated record
AUGGCUUCCAAACCUGUUGUACUCAUUCUUGGAGCUGGACCCAGAAUCGGUUCCUCCGUCGCCAAAAAGUUUGCCAGCAGUGGCUACAGUGUCGCCGUUGCCUCGAGGAGCGGCAGUGGAACCAAGAACGACCAAGGCUUUCUCUCCUUGAAGGCUGAUUUCUCCAAGCCAGACGCGAUACCCGGCUUGUUUGCAGCCGUAAAGUCAGAGUUCCAGACGGCCCCGAGCGUCGUUGUCUACAAUGCGGCAUCCAUGACGGCGCCUCCCAAGCCGGACUCUGUUCUGUCCAUCCCGGCAGCGAGUGUCACUGCUGAUCUGAACGUCAACACUGUCAGCGCCUAUGUGGCUGCUCAAGAGGCCGUCCUCGGGUGGGAAACGCUACCGAAAGAGGCCAAGAAGACUUUUAUUUACACGGGCAACGCCUUGAACUCGAUGAUUAUGCCGUUUCCGAUGGGUUUGAACUUGGGAGUGGGCAAGUCGGCGUCUGCGUACUGGAUUGGUACAGCCGACGCCUUGUACGUGCCUCAAGGCUUCCGAUUCUUUUACGCCGAUGAGCGCUUCGAGAAUGGAAAACCGGCUAGCGGAGAAGUAGAUGGUGAGGCACACGGCGACUUCUAUGCCCAGCUAGCCAACCACGAAGGAAAGGUGCCAUGGCUGGCCACUUUUGUGAAGGGCAAGGGUUAUGUCCAGUUCUAA